GUCUCUUCGACCAGAUCCCCUUCGCGCUCUUCAAUUUCUCGACAUUCAGCUUCACUCGGUACAAUGCAGGAUCCCAGCCAAGGAAUCCAGCGCGAGCUGCAACCUCAUGUGCAUUUACUUUCAACGUACAGAUUUCCUACACUUCAGCAACUUCAUCCAGACAAGGUAGCAGAAUGGCUACUCAGCGCUCCCAAAAUUACUCGCGAUCAAAAUCCUUUCUUCUGGACAUAUCUCGACCGCCCCGUUGACAAUUCAAUCCUGCUCGUUUGGCAAUCUCUCUCACUAGGCUCUGACUUCCCCAGCGAUGGAUAUGUUUGGCCUCCCCAGGAGACAGCGUUCCAGGUAGAGGUCUCUGGCGGCUAUACCCUCGAGAUGUACCAACACAAGACCGGCUAUGCUCCCGGAGAACAAUUCGCAUCUCAUGCCCGUCGUCGAUAUCGUCUUCUCCCUUCCAAGUUCCCAAAUGCCCAACCUGCACCUGAUCCAGCUCUUUGGAUCGUGCACUAUACACAAUCCGAACCCCAUGAACGAGUUCCUUCCAGCGUCAUACCCAUCGACAUGCGCAUCCAGCAUACAAUGAAUACGCGACAAUACCUACACUCACAAGGCCAAAUCGUCCAGAAAGACUUUAUGCUUCACGAUCGUGCCAAUUGGCCUCAAAUCUCCUUCCCCAAAGGUCCUCCUCGAGGGCCUCCUAUGUACGGCGCAAACGUUCCACAAGCACGAGUUCCCCAAGCCAUGGCCUACCCGACCCAGCAUGCAGCAGCUGGUCCUCCUGCGAAGCGAGCCCGAACUUCUGCAAAUGUGAAUCCAGCAGCUGCUGGCGGCGCUGUUGCUGUUCUCGACAUUGAUGAUGAAGAAGAUACUUCCCGUGGAGAUCUCUUCGACCACACAACGCCUCGCGAAAUCAGCAUGAGCAGGUACAAGCAGAAUCACGAAUGGAUGGAAGAGAUCUUAUCUUCGCCAUACUCUAUCAAUCAAAUCAUUCCUGCAGAUCUCGGCCUUGGUGUGCGUGGUGAACUUGCAAGUCUCACGGCCGGAAUCUUCGAUGCCCCUUUCGAUCCCGAGAAAGAUGUCGCAAAAUAUGCCUAUGUUGGUCGCUUAGAUUCUGAUAAGGCAGAGGAGUUCCGGAAGAGAGCUCACGAUCGCAUUGCGCAGACCAACAGGGAGAUCGAAAAGCUAAAGGCAAAGCAUGCGAGAAGAUUGGCGAAAUUUCAAAAGGGCUCGCUCACCACCCUUUCUGAGAAGCAAUUGCGCACGGCAGUCGAUGAUCCUACUGAUACUGGGCCAGAAUAUUGGCGCCUCGAAGGCAGAGUUGACGAAGAGGAAAAUGAAGACGGCAAAGUCGUUAGUCGAGUUCUGCCAAAGGUUGAUGACAUUGUCGCUCAAGUCGAAGCAUCUGUGGGUCGUCACGCGGCAGCAGUCAAGGAACUUAUCCGCAUUCAAGAUGGUGGUUACGAAGAAGCCCAAGCUAUCCCAUCUCCUCAACCUGCUCCCGCGGAGCCAACUCCUCAGAUCACGCCUCCUGGUUCACAUAAUGGAUCUACGCACAGUGGGGUCCUGGUUAGCGAUGCAGAUAUGGAUAUGAGCAACUCGGCAGCUGGUAUGCUCGAUCAAUAUCACACUGGUCUUUCUUCAAAUGCCACUCCAGGAAGCAGUUUCCCUACACCUCAGCCCCACCUCCAGCAAUCAUCUGUCAACACACCAAACUUGAAUAUCCCAUCUCCACAACCUGUGGCCCCGCCAAAUACCCAACAGCCAUCUCAAGGCGACGUCAACAUGUCCGAUGGACCCUCCAAUGAUCAAGCGCCGUCUAACGACCAACCAGGCGACGACUGGGUCGUCGUCCCUCCUAGUGGCAUCUCACCCACCGCUUCCACACAACCCCACCCUCCUACCACUUCGCCAAACCAAGCUCAAAUCAAUCAACCAGCACCUACCACCUCAGCACCCAUUUCCAACCCCUCUCCCUUCCCCAUCACAGCCGGCACCUCAGCAGCCAACACCCCCGGGCUCCCGGACUUCCAUACCUCGCCGAACGAUUUCGCGGAUCUCGGGGACCUGGAUACAGCAGGUGACGCGCUGGCUAGCUAUGAGGGCCUUGGUGAUGGGGAGAUGGGCGAUCUGGGAGAUCUGGGCGAGAUGGGCAUGGAUAUUGGAGGUGAGAUGGAUGAUAGUGCGUUUGGGGAUGCGUUUCAUGGGGUUGAGCAGCAUCAGCACGGUGUGGAGGAGGAAGGAGAUGGGAUGGGGGAUGGGUUGUAGUGUGAGCUUGUGAUGUUAGGAUUCAGGGACUGCUGAUGAGGAGUUGGAGUGCGAGAGUGAAAAGUUUAUCGGCGAGAGAUGAGGGAGGGAGAGCUGUAUACAUUAGAUUCGGACUUUAUCGUGAGAGAAAUUUGGGAGCGCCUUAAUCAAUGGAUGAUUCUGUAUCUACUUUCCAUUCUAUUCUGGUUUAAUCUUGUUUGCUGUGACUUGAAGUCAGGCCCUGGAUUCGCUGGCCUGAAGUUCCAGCAUCAGAGCCUUGCGACAAGUGGUCGUCUCCUUUCUUCCUCCUCUCCUCCCUGCGCAUAAAAUUAUGCAAUAUAAUAGUGGCAAGCCCAUUAUACAUAAUAUAAUUAUGUAAAAAAAAAU
Molecule: messenger RNA, 2628 nt
Organism: Hyaloscypha bicolor E
Lineage: Eukaryota; Fungi; Ascomycota; Leotiomycetes; Helotiales; Hyaloscyphaceae
Product: DUF1750-domain-containing protein
Exons: 3
Coding region: 64-2262 (732 amino acids)
Biological process (GO): chromatin remodeling
Source: RefSeq, a predicted model, not a curated record